Messenger RNA from Exophiala xenobiotica, 2858 nucleotides. RefSeq lists its product as uncharacterized. Gene Ontology annotation, molecular function: protein dimerization activity. The transcript has a single exon. The record is from RefSeq and is a predicted model, not a curated record. The coding region runs from base 495 to 2072 and encodes 525 amino acids. NCBI's taxonomy places the organism in Eukaryota, Fungi, Ascomycota, Eurotiomycetes, Chaetothyriales, Herpotrichiellaceae.
CACAAGCAUGUGAAAGAUUUACUCACUCACAUUUCUUUACUCCGUCGUCCCUCGACUUUCCAAGGCCAAUUACCCAUUCACGCAGCGUCUGUCCUUCUACAAGCCUAUUCUAUACUACUCAUCCUCUCGGUUCUACUUUCGUUCACCUUUGCCCCUCUUACCGCAUUGACACAGCUUCGGCCCGCUUCGCCAGAUCAGUCCCAACAGAUAUUCAACCCAAGGCGAAGUCAUUGCAAAAGACUAUUGCUAUCCCGUCUCAACCUCCGGCGCAGCUCUUUCAUUCAUGCUCGUACAUCCUGAUGACCUGUUGACCCCCGAUAUCAACCGAGAUUUACCUGGUCACCGUCCGUCUACUCUACAACCUAUUCGACUUCCUCUCGAACUUCCUCCCCACCACGGACUCCGCGUCCGCCACAACCUCGCCGUCUGACUACAAUCCCACCGGCUAGGCUGCCAUUGCGCAGCCUGAAAGAGGCGGAGGUGGUGCUGGGUGGAUGUUGGCUACACAAACAAUGUCGUCCCAUGGUGGACAGCAGAAUUUCCCUUUUGGCUGUAGGAUUCACGGUUUCCUUCCUCUUAACACAGGCGCAUUUGCUUACGUCUAUAUCAUAGACCAACAAGAGAAUAUACACGGUCUGGGCCUACCUGAAUUCAUGAAUCCCGGCCCUCCUCCGGGUCAGCCCCUACUCAAUGCUGUUGAGAACCAAGACCUUGACACCUUCUUCAACGACUUCGACCAAAAUGCUACCGCAAAGCAAUUCACCCAGUUUAUGCCCACAGGCCAUGACCAAUACUUUGGCAUGCCGCCGACCUUCGUUGGCUCCGAAACAGACUUGGGCGGUCGGCCCAUUAUCGAUCCUCACCAGUUGCAAGGUGGAACAUUCCAAUACGGCGAUGGUAUGCUUGGCCAUGAUAUGAACAAUCUCGGGCAGACAAACACAAUGGACAAUCGCAUGCAUGGUCAGGUAUACGGCAAUUCGGCUUUCCAAACUUCUUUAGUCUCUCAACUUCAGACGGCGGCCACAAUGCAACCAGCUUUUGUUCCUGCGUGGCAGCAACAAGCGUUUAACCCGCAAAGCAUGAUGGAUGCCCAGCAACCAAUUCGACAAACUGUGGCGUUUGGUACAGACGCUCGCUUCCAACCCAACGGUUAUGCCGCUGCUCCUCACAAUCCCUUGGAUCCCGAUAUCCCGCAUGGAAUGAAGAUGCAUCCCAUGGAUUGGUUUGAGCCGACCAGUGGGAGUACCACGCAACCUAACACCCGCCCAAGCACACGACCUAAUACACAACCUUCAAGUCCAAACUGGCACAAGAAGAGGACAUUUGACGACUUUCAGGGAGACCAAUCUGCUCACAAUGGAUUUGUUGCGUCUACGAAAGGUCAGCAAAAUGCCGUCGCGCAACCCACUCCACCGUUCCAUCCUCGGAAACGGAAUUCUGCCGUAAAGAAUGAGAAAGGAAAGUCCUCACAACCCCCAACGCCUCUGUCCAAUAGCAAGUCGCACACGCCACUCAAGAGCGAGGACGACGAUCACGAGCUAGAUGCCGAGGCAGAGGAGGAAGAUGAGACUACGGAACAAGCCAGAUCUCCUUCACCAGCCCCUUGGCCUGCCAACAAGGCUCGUCCACCCCGAAAGGUACCACCACCCCCGCCUCCUAAACCCACCCGGAAAAAGAAAGCUAGUGUGGAUUCGACAACAACACCGAUCAAACCCAAAGCAAAGGUCGCAUCCAGCGGCUCAUCGAGCAAGUUGUCGUCCAGAGUUCCACUCACUCUGGAACAGAAAAAGGCCAACCACACAAACUCGGAACAACGUCGUCGAGAUGCUACAGCUCGAGCUUAUGCCGAACUCUACGAUCUUGUGCCUGAACUCGAGGAAAUGGGAAAGCAGAGCACCAUGAAGAAGCUCGAGGUCGUGGUGGCCAAAGUUCGGCGAGUGAAGCAGAGAGUGGAAGAACUAAGGCUGAAGCUUGGUCUCGACCCUGGCACAGGACGGCCCAGCACUUCGCCGAUGCAUUCCGCCGGAGGCAAUGUCCUCAUGCACGGCGAUAUCCACGGAUGGCACCAGUAGUCACUGGCAAAGGUCCUUACUUAGGAACAUGGUUCCCACCAGCGACGACACAUACAGUCUACGCCUGAGUAGUCAUGAUGCCCGACCUGGCUGUUGCUCCAUGAACAUGACGAAAACACGGCGCCCCUUCCCUAUCCUCAAGGAACCCCCCUAAACUUUUUCCUCAUUACUUUUCGAGAGAUACCCCACUUCGAUUCAACUACACAGUACUCACAAAAAUUCCUCAACUCGGGCUUGGACAUAUGGGCGGCAAUUAGCGUUGAUUUGUUUUAACAGGGAGCUUAUUACGGGAGGAUGGAAUUACUGCGGUACAGGGCAUCAGACCUACUGACACUGAAGAGCUGGAGAAUGUAGGGGCCCAAUGAUACCGGAUAUAUUCGAGCCGGUAAAUCAUCCGCGGCCACCCUCAGGGUUCAGAGAAAAGAGGAGAUCAAUCACAAUCGACUCUGCAAAGGGGGGAAAGGUUGGAUGUGCGUGUAAAUAGAAGAGUUGGACUGUCGGGACUACACUUCGUGAUGUCGAGAACCUCAAACCUCGAGAGUCGACCGAAUGAGAUGAACUCAUACAAUCCAAUCCGGAUGUCAUCUCCCUUCUGCUUCUGCUUCUCCCCCCACCCAUGGGACCUGAACUGACAUUCCUGGUCACACUCUUGCCGCAUCGGUGACUGCACCCGCGCGUUCCUGUUGUGCUUUAAGCCUCGGCUCAUUCAGCAGGCUUGUCGAUCUACAAGCGUACUACUAUGAGGGUGGCAUCAUCAAGUCCAGGUUCGGCGAAAGCCUUGUCUCG